GUUAUACCCGCUUUGCAAUCCCUCCCAAUCCCCAUCUUUCUCCUUCGUUACAAUCGUACCGCAGAAAUACGCGCUCCCGCACUCGACCCGCACUCGCACCCACAAUCACGUCGUCGCUGCGCAUGACGACGGGGAUGAUUGGAGCAACAGCUCGAAACCGAUCUCUCAUGUGCGUAGUGCCAUGUCCUCUCUACCCUCCUCUCCUUCCCCCGUCUCUCACGUCUCUCUCUCUUCCUCUCUCAUCAAUCCUGACAAACUCUCCCAAGAUGAUGUAGCGAUUGAGAUGAUGAGAUAGAGAGACUCAGCGACAGAGAUCAGAGGGGGAGCUUGAGGUUGCUUGCUCCCGUUUCCAUCCCUCGUUAUAACAUUAGAGUGUAAGACAGUUUUCUUGCCUCGAGAAGAAGGUGUAUACCUUGCAGCACAAGGUAGAUCUCUUUGCAAAGCUGGGUAGGGUUUGGAGUUCUUCGGAAGGAAGAACAGUACAUAUAAAGACACGAUCUGAUCUGCAUCUUGAGGGGAAUUUGGCGAGAUGUGGACAGGAUUUGCUUUAUGAGUUGAAAUAUUCUCACAGCACUAGGAAAGAGGAUAUUUUAAUUCAUUACGUGUUGCAGAGUAUCAAUGGAGGUCCAGGCAGAUUCCACCAAGGUGGCUAAUGAUGUGGAUGGUAUAGAGGAUAGCAAGGUGGUGGAGUCAGAGGUUGAGCCACUCCUGAAUCCAGACCAAUCACAGGAUGAAAUAGUAGAUCAGCCGGAGACUUCUGUGGAGAAUGUGGAGAGAGUGAUGCAGCUGCCUCAGGUCGUGGAGCUCAAGAGAUCACAUACACUGCAACGAGAGAGAUUAGUUCUCUCAAACCAGCCACUUGAAACCGUGAGACUGGCGGUUCUGUCUCUAUUAUACCAAUGUAGGCUCUUGUGGAUCCAUGUUCUCAGCCAUCAUCUUCGCGUUGUUGGCGCCGGGAUUCUCACCGUUGCGCUAAUAAUUGUACUUGCUUUUAUUGACGGACCUCACGAGUACUACUUGAGGGAGGCUAUUGCGUACUUCAGGUUUGCCGUCUGGUGGAUAGGGCUUGGGGUUGCCUCGUCGAUCGGCCUUGGUUCAGGCCUUCACACGUUUGUAUUGUAUUUAGGACCGCAUAUUGCCAUGUUUGCGAUGAGAGCUUCCCAAUGUGGGCGGGUGGAUUUGAAGGCCAUGCAGUACGACACUCCACAGUGGGGCUUUCCUUCUUCGUGGCAACAUAAGGAAUGCUCUGAAUUAGGCAAGCCAAUGUUUCCUCGGCUCCCAACAGAUGGUAUGGAGAGCUACGUGGUUCCAAUUCUUAAAGUUCUGCUACAGGUGCAAUUGGAGGCGGUAUUGUGGGGGAUUGGUACUGCCAUUGGCGAGCUACCGCCGUACUUUGUCUCACGUGCCGCGAGGUUAUCAGGAGAGAAAGUGAAAGAGCUUGAAGAUUUGGUGACUAUCCCGGAGGAUCAGAGCCAUCCAAGUCUGUAUAGCCGUCUAAAAGUGUGGGGUCUCCGAAGGUUCGCUCAACUCGGAUUCUUCGCGAUCCUGCUCUUCGCCUCUGUUCCGAAUCCUCUCUUUGACUUAGCAGGGCUAAUGUGUGGUCAUUUCUUGGUACCUUUCUGGAAGUUCUUUCUGGCCACCUUGAUCGGCAAAGCUGUGAUCAAGACGCAUAUUCAGACGCUAUUUGUAAUUUUGGCAUGUAAUCCUCAUGUUCUGGAAGCGCUGGAGGCAGGGUUAGCUUGGGUUAUUCAUCAUCUUCCACUCUUGAACAGUUUUUCUCCGCGCAUAAUGGCUGCCGUGGGCACAGCCAGGGAGAAGUUGUCCGGUCAUGCCGGCGCUUCAGAGGCCGUGAAAGGUGGUUACUCGUUCGGGUUUUUGUGGAAUACUGUUGUUCAGAUUAUGAUGUUAUUUUUCGUCGCGUCGAUUAUCACUGCAACAGCACAGGGUUACCUGAUGGAGCAGCAGAAGCGUGAGGUCACAGCCCUCGUGGAAAACCUGAAGAAGAAGAAACAAGAGGAGGAGCUGGAGAGGUGAUUUCAUAUGAACAGUGACAGCGUGUAACCUUUGGCCAGAAAGCUUUUAUAGAUUCUAAGAUCAAAGCCUUUUUCUUGAUUGUAUUCUUGACCAACAGGGGCUGCUAGAUUUCUUUGUAGAGAGUCACUGAUCAUUCAUCCGAGGAAAUCACCUCUAGAAAUGUAGGCAUUGAACUUUUAUUUUGGUUAAUUUCUUGGACUAUUGGAACAUCAUGCGGCGAGGCAGGUCUUAUCUUAUUGACCUCGCUAAUUAGGAUUCGUGUUGGAUCUCUUCUCUUGCGGUGAUAGCUGGUAGCAAUACCCAGUGAGAGAUCGCAAUGCACCUUGUCACUAUAUUUUAUACAGGUCGGACUGGGUCGUCUUCUAACUGCCUAUUGCCGAGGUGGGUUUAGUUGUUACGCCCUCCAUUGUUGUCGAUGCAAGGAGUUAUUGUGCAAACCUCUAGUUUUGGAGGAGGAUUUGUAGGUUGAUUGAAAAUGCGACCCUCAGUCUACCAUUCUGUGCAGGUGGAAAAAUAUUAGAAUUAAUCUACAUCUUUUUCAGGCCCCUUCCUGCACCCUCUGCAGCAAGAUUACUUCACCAGGUAUGUGUGGUUCGGUGGAAGCUUAGGUUGAUUCAGGUGGUAAUUCUGGGCAUCGGUUUAGGAUGACAUGGGAGUUCCAGGCAUUGAUCUGUGAACCUUGUUCCCAUUUACGUUGUCUAGUUUUGGUCCUCAUGUAUUGAAGAAGUCCCAAUCUUCAAUCUUAGUUGUGGGUGUCUUGUGCAUUACUUGUAGGUUACUCACGUUCUUCUUAUGUACCACUGGUUUAUCCAAUUGCUUCGAAAGACAACAUGACCAAUUUAUAUUUCCAUUUCA
Messenger RNA from Physcomitrium patens, 2889 nucleotides. The record is from RefSeq and is a predicted model, not a curated record. NCBI's taxonomy places the organism in Eukaryota, Viridiplantae, Streptophyta, Bryopsida, Funariales, Funariaceae.